This is a messenger RNA of Pieris macdunnoughi, 207 nucleotides long. The record is from the annotation of a GenBank genome assembly. NCBI's taxonomy places the organism in Eukaryota, Metazoa, Arthropoda, Insecta, Lepidoptera, Pieridae.
AUGGCUGUGAGAUUUUGUCAGCUAGCGCGAGCUAUGCUCGGUGGUUCUCUACGCGGUAGAAAUGAAGAGACCUGUAGAAGAACUAAUAUCACCGACAUAGCGAUAAGUGACGUUUUAGAUAAAUGGCCGAUGGCGCAAAAACGUCCUGGAAUGGAGGCAGAGGACUAUGAGGAGAACGAGACAAAGAAUUGGACCGCCUCCCACUAG